Molecule: messenger RNA, 362 nt
Organism: Apaloderma vittatum (bar-tailed trogon)
Lineage: Eukaryota; Metazoa; Chordata; Aves; Trogoniformes; Trogonidae
Gene: PLA2G12A
Product: phospholipase A2, group XIIA
Exons: 3
Biological process (GO): phospholipid metabolic process; arachidonate secretion; lipid catabolic process
Cellular component (GO): extracellular region
Molecular function (GO): A2-type glycerophospholipase activity; calcium ion binding
Source: RefSeq, a predicted model, not a curated record
GAUCAAAGCCCUUUCCUCGCUAUGGAUAUAAACCGUCACCGCCAAAUGGUUGUGGAUCCCCUCUAUUUGGAGUUCAGUUUGACAUCGGUAUCCCUUCGAUGACAAAGUGCUGCAAUCACCAUGACAGAUGCUACGAUACUUGUGGCAAUAUAAAAAACGAUUGUGAUGAGCAGUUUCAGUCCUGCCUAUCCAAAAUUUGCAGAGAUGUGCAGAAAACACUUGGCAUCUCGGAGAGUGUCCAGGCUUGUGAGUCAACUGUUCAGCUGCUGUUUGAUGCAGUUAUACAUUUAGGAUGUAAACCAUACCUGGAUAGCCAGAGAGCUGCGUGUAUGUGUCAUUACGAGGAUAAGACAGAUCUGUGA